CGCGCCCCUAGUGUGCGCGGUGCGGGUGCACGGGCCGCGAUGUGCCCCCGGUGCACGCACACCCCCUGUGCGCACAGCCCCGCUUGUAUGGACACCCGCUGGUUGUGUACACCCAGAGGCACCCUGCGGGAACACACCUGUUCACAGCACGGGUUGCACACACACGCCCCGAUGCCCGCAGUGAGAUGCUUGCACGCUCACUUUGGCACAUGCAUGCACACGGUGUGCUCACACCAUCAGCGCAGCAUAGGGCGCAGUGCUGGAGUCCCCGCAGCUGGCAAAGGGAGCUGCUUUGGUGCUGGGGCAAUGAGGCCGCGUGUGCUGCUGAGGCACUCCUGGGAAGGGAGCAGCAAGGAGCCGUGCUGUGACCCUGUGAGGGGAUGAUCACCAUCCCCGUGUGGACACAAGGAUGGAGCUGGAGGCCCUGGGAUGCUGGGUUCCUGCAGGCAGCACGCAAUCAGCGGUGAGCACCCCCAGCAGCGAGCCAUUAGCCUUUGCUGUGCCUUUCCAUUCAUGUCAGAGGGCUUUAAGCACAGCCCAAGCCCAAAAAGGCUGCAAAAAACCCAUGUGGCCCACCCUGAGCACUGUGAGGGCUGUGAUGGAGGUGGGACCACCCCCCAAGGACACAUACCCCCCACCAGACAGCCACAGGGGAGAGCAGUGCGGCCAGCAGUCAGACCCUGCAGCUGCUCUGCUCGCUUCUCACAGUUUGCAGGGGCACCGGGAGCCUCGUAUGGCUGCACAGCUCCAUGGAACACAGCCUGGAGCCCAGCACAUGCAUGCAAGGUCCCACUGGAUGCCACCAGCCCUCUCUAAGCACAGCUCUGUGUCAGCCAUUGGCAAAUCCCGCACCGCACAGCAUUCCAGGGAGAAACGGCCCCAUGCUGGGCUGGGGGGAGGCAUCUGUUCCGCAGCACCACGGGGCUUUGCUAAAUAGGUCACUGCUUUUUUUAUAGUCUCCGGGAUCUAGAAAAACCAGUUGUUCCAGACUGCCGGCGGACCUGGAAACGUGGUGGUGGCGGAUCCCCAGGUGCUCUCACUGCUGUUCUCCAGCUGUCCUCAGCCGAGAGGGUCAGCGAGAUGUGAGCGAGAUGAGUGGCGGAUCUCUGAGCAGCACUGCUGGGUGUGACUGCGGAACAGGCAGAGGUGUUUGGGGCCGGCUGCCCGCCGCAGGCUUUGCCUGGGUGCCGUUUGCCGUGUGGGUGCAGCCCUGCACACCGCUGUACGCCUGCCUGCGCCGACUGCAGGCCGCUGCUCGGGGUGAGCUCUCCCUCUAGCGGCACCCAGCUUCUAGCCAGCCUGCCAGCCCUGCGGGGCCGUGCCCAGGACAGGUCUGGGGGCUGUGGGGUGUUGGGGCCGUGCUGCGGUCUGCAGCCCCGCAGUGACAGCUUUGGGAGCAGCAGGACAACCCCCACAGCGAAUGCGCUGCCACGCAGCAACAAAACCAGCCGCCUUGUUGUGGUCAGCAAUGCGUCCCCACAGUACCACUCAACCACGUCGACCCCAUUAAUGGAGGGGGCCACACACCACCCCGAUCCUGCCCCCCAGAAGCAGGGGUGCUCCAGCUCCCCGUGGGCACCGUCCCAGCCCUGCUGUGUCCCCGCAGGCCUCGCGCCAGGCUGGGCUGCAUUCCGCGCUGACAGGGCGCUUUGUUUUGUGCCGAGCAGACAAAAGGGGCAGUCAGACGCGGGCGGCGCUUUGUGCUGGCGGCCAUGAGCUGAGGCAGCAGCAGUCCUCACUGCCACGCUGCCUCCCAGCCCCAGCAGCCUGCCCUGCAGCAGCCAUGCCCCAGCAGCCAGGCCUGCACCCACCAUGGCACCCCUGCCAGGCUGGGAAGGGGAGCAGGGCCUAGUUGCCAUGGUUACCAGGAGGCUUUGGGCCUAGGUAGGCCUCGUUGCUAUGGUUACUAUGGGUCUUCAGACCCAGGUAUGCCUCGUUGCCAUGGUUCUGUGGGGCUUCAGGCCUAGGUAGGCCUCAUUGCCAUGGUUACUGUGGGGCUUCAGACCCAGGUAGGCCUCGUUGCCAUGGUUACUGUGAGGCCUGGUGCCUCUGAGGCCCAUGGUGGCCCUGCACCCCCACAGGCCUGGCAUCAUCUGUGGGCCCAGGGAGCGAGCCAUGGGGACCUGAAGGCCCCACAGCAGCUCCCACCACUGCCCCACGUCCCUCCUGCGGUGUGAGGAGGGCUGGAGGAUGCAACCACACCAUGUUGUCCUCGCUGCCCAAGCACACAGGGCAGGGGACCCCAGAUGGUGCCACGCUGCUUCCCACCUGCCCCCAGGCCAGGCCAGCCCCGUGACGGCGCGCUGCAUUGCCCCUGGAAAAUGCCAGAAGCGUCAAACUGUUGAGUCAUUCGCGCCCAAGAUUAUCUGUACAAACAGCCGUCCCUGAUUAUUUUUGUUAUGAUCUUUUUUUUUUUCUUUCUUUUUUUUCCUUUUAUUUUUUUUUUUUCCCCCAAGAAUGUAGCUCGGACCAUGGGGAUGAGCUGCUGAAAUCUCCGGGGAUCAGCAGGACAAUGCCAGUGGGAGCAUUGUGCUGACGGCUCUGCAAACGCUGGCACCGGCUCCGGGCCAGCAGCGCCCUAUAAAAGCUGAGCCGCUGAAGUAGGCAGACAUGACAUGGGCGAAGCAGCUGUACCGCCUGAGCUAGACACCUUUCCAGCAGCAAAGAUGGCUCAGACAAACCCUCUGCCUGUCCCCAUGGGCCCAUGGAAGAGCGUUCGGAGCAGAGGCCGGGAGAACCGCCUGCCACAGCCCUGCCACCUGCCCGUCCCAGAAGGGCUCCACUCCUCUCUCCGGACGGUGCUGCUGCCCCAGGAACUGACCUUAGGGAUCACUGUGUACGACCAAGAAAACUUCCAGGGCAAGAGGAUGGAGUUCACCUCGGCCUGUCCAAACAUCAUGGAGUGUGGUUUCGACAACAUCCGCUCCCUAAAGGUGGAAUGUGGCGCCUGGGUUGGUUAUGAGCACACCGGUUUCUGCGGGCAGCAGUUCAUCCUGGAGAGGGGCGAGUACCCGCGCUGGGACGCCUGGAGCGGCAGCAAUGCCUACCACAUCGAGCGCCUCAUGUCCUUCCGCCCCGUCUGCUCUGCUAAUCACAAGGAAUCCAAGAUCACCGUCUAUGAGAAAGACAACUUCAUCGGCCGCCAGUGGGAGAUCAGCGACGACUACCCCUCGCUGCAGGCCAUGGGCUGGGCCAACAACGAAGUGGGCUCCAUGAAGAUCCCCUGCGGCGCCUGGGUUUGCUACCAGUACCCCGGGUACCGUGGCUACCAGUACGUCCUGGAGGCCGACCAUCAUGGGGGAGACUACAAGCACUGGAGAGAGUGGGGCUCGCACGCCCAGACCUCCCAGAUCCAGUCCAUCAGGCGCAUCCAGCAGUAGCUGCCUGGCGCCCGGCCCCACUUCUGAGCACAUCUUUGCAAGGUUUCUAAAGCUCACCGGCUCCCUUUUGGUGCUAAUAAUCCCCUCCUGAAAUAACAACCCCUUCUUGUACUGCAACCGCUUGAUGGAACAACACUUCUAAACGGUACCAGCUGCCACAAACUGCCAAUAAAUAAAUGUGACUGAAAGAAAAA
Molecule: messenger RNA, 3574 nt
Organism: Tympanuchus pallidicinctus (lesser prairie-chicken)
Lineage: Eukaryota; Metazoa; Chordata; Aves; Galliformes; Phasianidae
Gene: CRYBA1
Product: crystallin beta A1
Exons: 7
Coding region: 2616-3380 (254 amino acids)
Biological process (GO): lens development in camera-type eye; visual perception
Molecular function (GO): structural constituent of eye lens
Source: RefSeq, a predicted model, not a curated record